This is a messenger RNA of Psylliodes chrysocephalus, 468 nucleotides long. The record is from the annotation of a GenBank genome assembly. Lineage: Eukaryota; Metazoa; Arthropoda; Insecta; Coleoptera; Chrysomelidae.
AUGCGACACACAGACACACACACACAGACACACACACACACACAGACACACACACAGUCACACAGACAUCAUCGCGAAAAUAGUCAAAACGGAUUCAGGGGACCGCAAAACGUAAAAAUCCGUCGAAAACUCGAAGGCGAAAAAAAUCAUGAUUCCUAUACUUUCCUUAUAUCUACAUUACGAAACUUUGAUGCCUCGACUAUUCCAGCAUGCAAAGCUGAGUUAUAUCAACUAUUGCGAGUAUAUUACGUUGCUGACAUUUGGUGUAACGCCCAUUUGAAAGUUCCAACAGUGCACGAAAAUGCUUCCCAUCAUGGUUGGGAUUUGUCUAAUGAUGGCUAUACUUUCAAGAGGUUUGACGGUGAAGCUGUUCCAAACACCAUAAAUGAAAUAGUUCUGCAAAAUAUUGAGACUGAGGAGCGUAACCAAGAGGAACAGGAAACGACACAAACCAUCGAGGAAGGUUAA